Oncorhynchus nerka (sockeye salmon) is the source of this 5787-nucleotide messenger RNA. It is a transcript of the gene bicra, whose product is annotated as BRD4 interacting chromatin remodeling complex associated protein. Gene Ontology annotation, cellular component: SWI/SNF complex. NCBI's taxonomy places the organism in Eukaryota, Metazoa, Chordata, Actinopteri, Salmoniformes, Salmonidae. The record is from RefSeq and is a predicted model, not a curated record. The coding region runs from base 11 to 5590 and encodes 1859 amino acids. The transcript is spliced from 17 exons. Gene Ontology annotation, biological process: positive regulation of DNA-templated transcription.
UUUCUAUUGAAUGAAUGCACACAAAACAAUGAUUUUUGAGCAGGCGAACUCAACGGUCCUCUGUUUCCUGCCUGUAUCCGGGUCCUGUAUGGAAGCCCGUGCGAGGCUGUCCCGGAGACCCCGCGCUGCCUGCACCUCUAUCGUCUCGGUUGAGAUGGACGAUGAAGACGGCAGGUGCCUGCUAGAUGUCAUUUGUGACCCAGAAGCACUCAACGAUUUUCUUCAUGGAUCAGAGAUACAUCUGGACACUGACGACCUUUUGGAUGGCUCUAACGACCCCUCCAGCUCGUUCUUCUCUUCUGUUGGGUGCCACGUUCCAGAGGUCCCACCCCCAGUCCAGCUGUCGUCCAAUGAGCAGCAAGGCCUGCCCCGGGUCAGCGUGGACCUGGACUUCCUGGAAGAUGAUGUCAUCCUGGGCGGGUCGCCGGGCGACGACGGUAGCAACGCCAUGGAGCCAUGCGACAUCCUGCAGCAGAGCCUGGCGGAGGCUAACAUUACAGAGCAGAGCCUGCAGGAGGCCGAGGCAGAGCUGGACCUGGGCUCCUUCGACCUCACCAUGCCAGGUCUGACUCAGGUGGUCCAGACCCUGCCCUGUACAGACAGCCUGACUGACCCUUCGGGGGUGGGGCUCCCCAUCUUCCCUGGAGCUCCAGGCUCCUCCGCCACCCCUCCCCAGGCCACAGCUGACAUGCUGGGCUCGGUGCUGGCCCAACAGGGCCUGGAGUUUGGGCCACAGGUCAUGAACAAGGCCCAGGCCAUCAGUAUGCAGCCUUUCAUGCAGCAGGUGGCAGGCCUGGGUAACGUCACCCUUCAGCCAAUCGCCUCCCUCCAGGCCCUACCUAACGGCUGUCAGUCAGGACACCUGGGGCUGGGACUGGGGCAGAUACAGGUGAUGGGCCAGCCCACUGUGAUGACUAUGAACCAAUCAGGACAGUCCAUCCUGGCCAAGGGUAUGGGAGGAUACCAGCUGCACCAGCCUGGCCCUGAGGCACAGGGGGCAGGUGGGCAGGGUGGACUGGGAGGAGGACUUCUGAUCCAAGGGGGAAAAGCCACUCUGGGACCUCCUGCUUUAAACAGACCAUCGGUGUGCGGUACCACAGGAACCUUGGUUGGGUUCAGUAGCCCCGGACUGGCACAACAUGGGCAGAACCAUCCCCAAGGACAGAUCAUGCAGAACUUGAUCGUCCAGCGAACUCCGACCCCCAUCCAACCCAAACCCCCUCAGGGGGGCGCAGCCAUCCAGCCCAAACUGUUUAAGCAGCAGCCACACGCCUUUCAGAAUGAAGCCAACAAGGCUCUAGGGGUGCAGCAUGUCCCUGUCUCCACUGCCCAGAAUGUAGCCUUCCUGACAGGUAAGCCUGGCGCCAACGUGGUCCUGACCUCCCAGGCAGGGCUUCCCCAACAGGCUCUGUUCAAACAGCAGACGGCCCACCACCCCUCUGGGAAAGCACUCAGUGUCCACCUGCUCAACCAGCCCGGCAGCAUCAUGCUGGGGGGCCAGAACCACCAGUUCCUCCUGCCACAGCAGCUAGCUGGGGGUCAGAUCCUCACGCAGCACCCUGGGGGCCACAUCAUCACCUCCCAGGGGCCUGGGGGCCAACUGAUAGCCAAUCAGAUCCUGGCUCAGCACCAGAACAUCAACCUGGGCCAGGUGCUGAUGUCCCAGGGCCACAUCCAGCUGCAGCCGGGUCAGAUGGGUGUGGGACAUCAGCUUUUCCAGAUGCCUGUUACCCUCUCCCAGAGCCAGACCCACCCGGUCACGGGUCACCAGGCCCACACGGUGAUCCAGGGCAUGCCCCUGCAGAACUCCCUGGCCAUGCUGAGCCAGGUGGAGGGGGUGAGUCCUGCUGUCAGCCUGCAGCCCGCUCUGCAGCCGCAGCCAGGGGGCGUUCCCAGCACUGGGAUGGGCGGGGCAGCUGCCAUGGCACAGGGCCAGCCUGGGGAGAGUGGGAGCUGUACAGACCAGGCAGCCCAUCCUGGACAACCCCCCCAGCACUCCUCCAUCCUUUCUAUGCAGACUGGGCCCUCUGUCUCUGUCCCCUCCUCUUCUCCAUCCUUAUCGGUGUCCUCCACGUCAGCCCAGCAACAACACAGCCCCGGGAGCAGGGUGCUCUUCACAGGGCCACAGGGCUCCAGCAUGAUCCUCAGCCAGGAACACCUCCAGAUGUUUCUCCAGCAGGACCAGCGACAGACAGAGAAUGACCCCGCCCCCUCUGUCUCAGUGGGCGUGCCAGCGUCCGUUAUCGUCAGCAGCAACAGCAGCUCUGGCAACACACCCUCGGGUCUUGACAGCCAAUUAGCUGAGGCAGCAGUGGUAAACCAGAUGCCCCAGGCGGCUGGACAGCAGUUGAAGCUCCAGAGCCUGUCCCCCUCCCAGCCCCUGGCCUCCCACACUGCUCCCCCUCUGUCGGACAGCCCUCAGCCCUCCCUCUUCCCCCUGCAGUCCCCCCACCACCAUGGCCAGUCCUGCACCCCCUCCCAGCCACAGACCCCUGUCCGCUCCCGCACCCCCUCCCAGCCACAGACCCCUGUCCGCUCCUGCACCCCCUCAUCUCUUCCCCCAAUGUUCAUUAUCCACAACCAGAUCCCUGGCUCCCCCCAGCCUGCACAACAACAACAACAACAACAACAGAUGCACAUCCAAUCCCGGCCCCCCUCCCAGCCUGCUCCCUACCAACCUGACGUCCCCCCUCCCACCUGCUCCCCCAAACCCUCCCAGACUCUCCAGGGCCCUCCUGCAGGGUUCCAAUUUACGGUGCCCGAGGUGGGGGCCCCCGGCGGUGGAGUGGUGAAGACCCAGGCUCAGCCCAUCGCUCAGCCCAUCGCUCAGCCCAUCGCUCAGCCCUCUCCACAACAGAAACUACAGCAGGUCCAACAGAACAUUAUAUUACAGGCCAAACAACAGCAGCACAGCCAACCCCAAACUCCACCCCAACAACAAGCCCAGUCCAGCUCACAGCAAGAUGUGCCUGCUCUUCUGAUCCCACAACAGGCCCAGUCCAGCUCACAGCAAGAUGUGCCUGCUCUUCUGAUCCCACAACAGGCCCAGUCCAGCUCACAGCAAGAUGUGCCUGCUCUUCUGAUCCCACAACAGGCGUCUGUGCUGGUCAAGACUCCUGCCACAGCAUCCAAUGACGUGCAGGUGUUCUCAGGAGUGCAGGGUCAAGGCGGAGUUGAGGUGAACCAAGGGGGCGUGGCUCCAGCUAGUUUUAACCAUCCGCCCGGUCAACAGUCACUACACCAGUCUGUGCAGUCAAAGACUGAAGGACUGAUCGGUCAGAUGGGGGUGAGGAGCCUGGGGAUGAUCCAGGUGAUCGGGUCAGGUCUGGGUCAGAUGACGUCAACACAGCAGCACACCCCUGGUCUGGUCUCGUUACAAACACAGACUGCUACUAUGAAGAUGCCUUUCAGUAUUGCUGAACCCAGCAAGGAAGCCAGGAUGUUGGAGCAGCUGAGGAAGCAGCAGGGUUCAGUCCUCCAUCCAGACUACAGCUCUUCCUUCCAGUGUUUUGAAGACACCCUGACCCGCCUGGUGCCUUACCACCUCUACCAGGGCACCGCCACCGCACCACACGACUACCACAGAGUGGAUGAUGAGUUUGAGAGUGUUUCCAGCCAGCUCCUGAAGAGAACGCAGGCCAUGCUGGAUAAAUACAGACACCUGCUUUUUGAGGAGUCAACGCGCCUUGGCCCGUCAGCUGAGAUGGUAAUGAUGGACAGGAUGUUUAUUCAGGAGGAGAAGAUCUCUCUUGGACAGGACCGCAUCAUCGCCCGGGACAGACCUGAGGAGUACGUUGCCAACUCGAAGCUGCUGGAGCGGGAGAGUAUAGCUGCCAGGGUGCCCCAGUCUUUUGUGUCUGCUGAGCCCAGCGUCGUGGCAGGGACAGAUACAGGUCCUACCCCCAUCACAGCCUCAACACCGGCCCACUUUCCCUCCACCAAGCUGGUGAUAAAGCAGGGAGGAGCGGGGGCGUCUGCCUCCUGGUCCAGCUCCCCAGCUCCUGUAGCCAGGUCGGGGUCAGGGGUCAGACAGACAGUUGACACCCAGAGUCACAGCUCCUCCUUCAGCCACGGUCCUCCGCCUCCUUCCUCGUCCAGCUCCUCCUACCGCUCCUUCUCCUCCAACUCCUCCUACCGCCCCUCCUCUCGUCCAGCUGAUGAUGAUGAUGAUGAUGAUUCUCUCCCCCAGAGGACCAGUAAACCUCCCAUGAAGACUUACGCCGCCCGCCCACGCAUCGGCUUGAAGCUCAAGAUCAAACAGGAAGCGGGGUUUAGCAAGGUGGUACACAACACCGCCCUCGACACACCAUCCACACCCCAGCCUCAAGCCCAACCACACCCCACCACCCAGCCUCAAGCCCAACCACCCCACCACCCAGCCUCAAGCCCAACCACACCCCACCACCCAGCCUCAAGCCCAACCACACCCCACCACCCAGCCACAAUCAGCUCUGACGCACCCAAAAGCCCGAGCCGUAGCAGCACUAGCCACUCCUCCUUCUAUAACUACUGUAAACCACACAGGCGACCCCCAGCCCCCUCCAGAGAGUCACAGCCCCCCACCCCCUCCUCCUAUCACCCUUGGUCUUCAUCAUCAACGACAACACCAUCCUCAUCCUCUUUCACUGCUCAGAUUAACGGAACGUUAGAACAUCACAAUGUGGGUGGAGUCGAGCGUAACCCCGCCUCCACGGUCACUCCUCCUCAGACCACUUGCCGCCUACCGCUAAGGAAGACUUACCGGGAGAACAUCAGCCCACGCGUCCGACCGGGCGUACCGGGAGGAGGAGGAGACAGUGUCCCGUACCCCCGUCCCUCCCCCUCACCCCCCAAAUCUCCCCUCCCGCCCUCCUCACCCUCUGCCCUCUCGGAACGGACAGUGAUCUCCAACGUGAAGUUGGAGAAGAGAGGAGGCAGCUCCAGGGAGGUGGGCUCCCACACCCACACAGAGCCCAGCCGAGAGGCCCCGAGGCUGGGGAACUCCACCUCCUCCUCCCCUGGCUUAGGUCUGGAGGUGUUGUACCGCGGCAUCAAAAACACAAACACCCACCCUCACCUCUCAGACAGAACCAGAGACGGUGAGGGGGAGCAGGGGACAGAGGAGCGGACAGAGGGGGGACAGAGGAGGGGAGGGGACAGAGGGGGGGACAUGGGGAGGUGUAAAAGGGUGAGCAGUAAAAACCAUCAGAGGUCAGGGAGCGGAACGUUCAGAAUGGACCAGCAUGCCCCUGGGCCCCCGUCCACACCGCCAGAUGCUUCCUGUUACAGAGACUCAUCACUUCCUGCUAAGCGCUGUAAGUCAGACUCCCCUGACAUGGACAACGCCUCCUUCUCCUCCGGUUCCCCGCCACACGAUGAGUCUCUUAACGAGCACCUGCAGUGUGCUAUUGACUCCAUCCUCAACCUGCAGGGCCAGGUCCAGGGGCCCCCGCCGCGCGGGGCUAAAGGAGGCCCCGCCAGGCCACAGCGCGCCACGGGCCCCCAGUCCUCCUCAAACACACACAGACCCUCUUCCUCAUCCUCCUCCUCUUCUCAGGUUGGAGGCAGAGGACGCAAUGGCGGCCUGGUGCCACAGACUCAAGGCAGAUAACACACACACACACACGGGACAGUAGAGACUGAAGAGGAGGAGAGGCGGACAGAGAAGUCUCGCUGUGUUUUAAUGAACUGUUUGUCCAUUUAAAUGUUGUCUACUUUACAACAUGACCCAAUGCUCAUAGUCUCUCCAUGGAUGAGUGGAUGAGGACUCUCUCUCUCUCUCUCUGUGUAAAAAGGUAUUGUGUUUUA